This is a messenger RNA of Dentiscutata erythropus, 323 nucleotides long. The record is from the annotation of a GenBank genome assembly. Lineage: Eukaryota; Fungi; Glomeromycota; Glomeromycetes; Diversisporales; Gigasporaceae.
AAAAGGCAAUGGCAGACGAGUUAUCACAUGACGCGCUUCGAAAAUGCAAAAGCAGAGAAAAUGAAACCCCUGAGCAAUGCCAAAAGCGACUUGCUCGAGAUCGCGAAAAUAAAAGCAAGAAGAAGAAUGCGGAAAGUGCAGAAGAGCAUAGAAAACGCUUGGAUAAGGAAAAAGAACAAAGGCAGAAAUGGAGAGCCUUGAAUAGCAAAAAAUCCUUAAAUACUGCUGAUGUGCGCUUAAGCUUAAACAAUCAAGAGAAUGAACAAACGAUGCCUUCAGCCUUAAUUGAUGAAUCUGACCGUAAAAUUUUUGAAAUAAGAUGA